Messenger RNA from Malus domestica (apple), 2078 nucleotides. RefSeq names its product monogalactosyldiacylglycerol synthase 2, chloroplastic-like. Gene Ontology annotation, biological process: glycolipid biosynthetic process. The record is from RefSeq and is a predicted model, not a curated record. NCBI's taxonomy places the organism in Eukaryota, Viridiplantae, Streptophyta, Magnoliopsida, Rosales, Rosaceae. Gene Ontology annotation, molecular function: hexosyltransferase activity.
AAGAUUCGAAUCUUUCCCAUCGAACAUUCCAAAACAAAACUAAAUGCGGAUCCGACGGCUGGAAAAUUCCUUCCCGACCCAAAAAUUCCAAAGCAUAAUUCCAGCAUCCAGACACCAAUAUAGCCAGCUCCCCACACAUUUGCCAACUCAACGGUCACAAAUCUCACCACCGCCAAAAAACGUCGCCAAUUCCUCAAAAAAUCGUUUCUUAUUCCUUCAGCUUAUAACCCCUGUUUCUCUCUGGACCAAACUUUCUCCUCCGCCGGAAAACCAUCGUUUCCGGUGGCGGGAAAGCCAAUUUGUCCGUUGACGGCAACUGGGUUUUUCUUAAAGUUCGAGUCUUUGUGCGUUAUUAAUUUAGUUAUGAUGUCCGUGGCGUCGCCGAGAAAGUCAAUAACAGAGAAGGUGUUUGAGAGGGUUGGCGGGUAUUCCUACCUGAGCAGCUACCUCAAGAACAACGGCGGAAGCCACAGAAGCCAGAGCCACCACCGCCACAACCACCACAAGGCGUGCGAUAUCGACGAGAGUGAUGACGAUUAUUACGAGGAUGAGGGGACGAUGGAGCUCGUGCAGAUUGGAGCUGAGCGGACCAAGAACGUCUUGAUUCUCAUGAGCGAUACCGGCGGCGGCCACCGCGCUUCCGCUGAGGCCAUUCGUGAUGCCUUCCGUAUGGAGUUUGGUGACGAAUACAGGAUAUUUGUGAAGGAUGUGUGGAAAGAGUACACAGGUUGGCCGUUAAACGACAUGGAGAGGUCGUACAAAUUCAUGGUGAAACAUGUGCAGCUGUGGAAGGUUGCAUUUCACAGCACCUCUCCUCGAUGGAUCCACAGAGUCUAUCUCGCUGCUAUAGCCGCCUACUAUGCCAAGGAGGUGGAGGCUGGUCUAAUGGAGUACAAGCCCGACAUUAUAAUCAGUGUGCAUCCUUUGAUGCAACACAUUCCUCUGUGGGUGCUCAAAUGGCAAGGCCUGCAGAAGAAAGUUAUUUUCGUGACGGUUAUCACUGACCUCAACACCUGCCAUCGUACAUGGUUUCAUCCCGGGGUCAAUAGGUGCUACUGCCCAUCACAGGAGGUAGCGAAAAGGGCUCUAGUAGACGGCCUUGACGAGUCUCAAACAUGUGUCUUUGGCUUGCCCAUCCGACCCUCUUUUGCCCGCGCGGUUCUCUCCAAGGAUCAACUCAGAGAAGAACUCGAAAUGGACCCUGACUUGCCUGCGGUUCUGCUCAUGGGAGGCGGCGAAGGAAUGGGACCUGUAAAGGAAACUGCAAGGGCUCUCGCAGAAACACUCUUUGAUAAAGAAGCUGGAAAACCGAUAGGGCAGCUGAUCAUCAUAUGCGGGAGGAACAAAACCCUCACUGCCACGCUUGAGUCCGAUGAAUGGAACAUACCAGUGAAGGUUAGAGGAUUUGAGACACAAAUGGAAAAAUGGAUGGGAGCUUGUGAUUGCAUCAUAACAAAGGCAGGACCUGGCACAAUAGCAGAAGCAUUGAUCAGGGGACUUCCUAUUAUCCUCAACGACUACAUUCCCGGACAAGAAAAGGGCAAUGUGCCUUAUGUGGUGGACAAUGGGGCCGGCGUCUUCACCAGAAGUCCCAAGGAAACAGCAAGGAUUGUAGCGGAAUGGUUCAGCACCAAAACAGACGAACUCAAAAUGAUGUCGGAGAAUGCACUUAGACUAGCGCAACCUGAGGCUGUGUUCGACAUUGUCAAGGACAUCCACGAGCUUGCCCUCCAACGUGGUCCUCUCACGAACAUCCCUUACAUGCUUACAUCGUCGUUUUCGAGUUUAAUUGAUUGAUACCUGGGGUUUAAUCUUUUAAUUUGAUAAUUCCCAGUAGUAGAAGGUCAUGCUAUGUACAGGUACAAUUAGUUUCUAAUAUCAUCCAUCAUUCUUUGGCCGCAGUGGUUGUAAAUUAUAAUUAAGACUUCAACCUCUGGUGUGUUUUAAGAUUUGUGAUUUUCUUUGUUUCUUUUAAAUUUUUAAAUUUUAGGAUGUUGAAAGUUUAGAUUAAUACGGAAAACUUUGCGCGAAACCGGGUUUUUAAGAUUCAUACAGUGAACCCUACUUAGUGGGAUAAA